CACACUGCAUGUUGUUUUCCAGGGGAUGAGAAGUGAAACUGACCUGAAUGAUGACUUCAAGAAGCAAGAUGUCUCUUUACUUGAUUUCCUGAAAAUGUUUCCCAGGAUGUUUGUGCACCUGCUGUUGAGCCCUCUCUUCCUGAUGCUGGUCCUGGCUCAGUGCUGCUUCUCCUCAGUGAUCGCAGGGCUCGCUACGUUCCUCAACAAGUUUCUGGAGCGGCAGUACAGCGCCUCCCUCGCCUACAGCAGCCUGCUCGUAGGUGCUGUGAAUCUGCCCGCUGUAGCCGUGGGGAUGUUGAUGGGCGGGGUCAUCAUGAAAAGGGCGGGACUCUCUCUGAAGACCAUCCCUCGCUUCUCUGCUGCCAUGCUGACCACAUCCACCCUCCUCUUUGUGCCACUCUUCUUCAUGGGCUGUCCCACACAGAAAGUUUCAGAGGUCAACCAUUUCCAGAACGCACAGUACAGGUCUCUAGCUCUGUGCUACUCCAACUGCUCUUGUCCUGCCAGCGCCUUCAACCCCGUGUGUGGCUCUGACGGUGUGGAAUAUAUCUCUCCUUGCCAUGCCGGCUGCACCAACUUCACCAAAGACCCCAACAACACCCACAGGGUUCAGCUGUACACCAGCUGCAGGUGUAUGUCUGGGGGCCAGAGCGCCCGCCCUGCCCCCUGUCCCAACAACUGCCCACAUUUGAUGCUCCCCGUCAUUCUGGUCAUCUCUCUGGCAUCGCUGAUCGCCUGCCUCACUCACAACCCCAUGUACAUGAUGGUGCUCAGAUGUGUUUCCUCUGAAGAGAAGUCAUUUGCUAUAGGAAUUCAAUUUCUACUCAUGAGAGUAUUAGCCUGGCUCCCUGCCCCUGCUCUCUUCGGGACUGCCAUUGACACGUCGUGUAUCUGGUGGAAGCGUGUGUGUGGAAGGAAGUUCAGCUGUGGUUACUAUGACAACAACAUCUUGAGGAACCGGUACGAAAACCUAUCACUCUGAAUAUACAUCACAUAC
This is a messenger RNA of Notothenia coriiceps (black rockcod), 997 nucleotides long. Its product is annotated as solute carrier organic anion transporter family member 2A1-like. Bases 26 to 982 code for a protein of 318 amino acids. The record is from RefSeq and is a predicted model, not a curated record. Gene Ontology annotation, molecular function: protein binding; prostaglandin transmembrane transporter activity. Gene Ontology annotation, cellular component: basolateral plasma membrane. Gene Ontology annotation, biological process: transmembrane transport; prostaglandin transport; sodium-independent organic anion transport. NCBI's taxonomy places the organism in Eukaryota, Metazoa, Chordata, Actinopteri, Perciformes, Nototheniidae. The transcript has 7 exons.